Molecule: messenger RNA, 1596 nt
Organism: Linderina pennispora
Lineage: Eukaryota; Fungi; Kickxellomycota; Kickxellomycetes; Kickxellales; Kickxellaceae
Exons: 5
Coding region: 1-1596 (531 amino acids)
Molecular function (GO): protein binding
Source: RefSeq, a predicted model, not a curated record
AUGAAUGCACGAACGCCCACACAGGCUAGCAGGGCUCCUGCGGGCGGGCAGACGCCGGCAGCCGACAGCACACAUGCGCGAUCGCCGCAGACAGUGGCCGAGCAGGUGCGCAGCAUCAUCUACCCGUCGAGCUACGAUAAGAUCAGCAGGGCGCGCGAAGUACUGCAGGAUGCACGUGUGGCCUCUACCCAUGUGGGCAUGCAGCUGGCGCAGGCGGACCGGCGGCAGCUGGCAGUGAAGCGCACGCAGCUCAACGAGCUGUUCAGCCGACAGUCACGGGAAACGCUGUCGAGCUCGGACUACAGCGAGUUCCUGGAGGGCUACAUGAUCACGCACGAUGCGUACGGCGGACUGGCGGUUCUGACAGCAAUGCGGCAGCACGGACAGAAGGCAACGCUGGCGCAGUACAAUAUGGUGCUGAAGACGGCCGCGCAGGACUUCAAUGCGCGGGCAAUCUACGAGAUCGGCGAGGAGAUGCGCAUCGCCGGUCUGCUGCUGAGCCUCAGUAAGCGCGGGCAGCCGGAGCUCGCCUAUAGCGUGUAUAUGGAAAUGCAGACGCGCAAUGUCGCAGUGCAGCGCAAUGCCUGCCAUGAGCUGAUCUGCGCGCUGGGCGCCAUUGGCGAAGUUGAUCUGGCGUUCAGUGUGCUGCGCGCAGCAAUGGCCGCAGCUUUGGCGUUUGACCAGACGACCAGCCUGGCAUUGCUGCGUGCGGCCGGUGCGGCACUGCACCAUGACGCGUAUCGGCACAGCUUCGAGCAGCUGACGCAGGUGUUUGGCAGUUCGCUGGCCGAGGGCGACUAUAUUCUGGGCCUGCAGGUGGCCGCGCGGCACGGCGACGUAUCGCUGGCCACAUCGAUCAUCCGGGCAAUGCAGGGCCACGGCUACGCAAUGCAGGAGCACCACCUGGAGCCGCUCUUCGAGGCACUGGUACAAAAGACGCAGUGGCUGCCGGCGCUGCGUGUGCUCGAGACCAUGCGCAGCGCAGGCCACGGCGCCGAGCCAGCGACCGUGCGCUGCCUGAUGCGCAAACUGCAGGGCGCCAAGGCCGAGGAGCUGACCGAGCACGUGUUCUCCUUGCUAGCCAGCCACAGCGCCGAGCUGCCGCACGCGAUCUCCACAGCAACGCUCAAUGCCCUGGUGGGUGCCCUGGCCAAGUCGCGGUGUGUCGAGGCGGCGCUGGACCGCCUGGACCGGGGUGCGAGCGCGCGCGCAACAAGGCUACAGCAGGAGGUUUUGUUUGCGCGGCUGCUGGACGAGGACCGGCUGGUGCCGAGCCAGCGCGCGUACGAGGCGAUGCUGGGCACAUGUCUGACGCAGUACGUGUACGAGGAUGCGUUUGUGUAUCUCGAGUCAAUGAAGGCCCACGGCAUGGUGCCUGGCUGGAAGACGUACUCGAAGAUUGUGCGGCGGUGUGCCCGUGUCGCCGACCCGCGCGCCCACACUGCCAUGCAGGAGAUGCGCGAUCUCGGCUACGCUGCUGCCCGCCGCAAGCCCAGCAAGUCCGACAAGGACUCCGAGCCGCUCAGCACACCUGACCCCAGCACAAAAGUCCCUGAUCUCGAGACGCUGCUGGGCGAUUCUUUAUUUAAGGUUUAA